Molecule: messenger RNA, 846 nt
Organism: Neoarius graeffei (lesser salmon catfish)
Lineage: Eukaryota; Metazoa; Chordata; Actinopteri; Siluriformes; Ariidae
Gene: ubxn10
Product: UBX domain protein 10
Exons: 2
Coding region: 178-846 (222 amino acids)
Molecular function (GO): protein binding
Source: RefSeq, a predicted model, not a curated record
AAUGCGGCGUCCUAGCAAAACAGCUGACUAGCAACAGCAAAGGAAAAAAGUGCAGUUGACGCGCAUGAGCCGUUACCUAGGAGACGUUACUGUGUUGGCAACACGCACAACGCCACCGAAAAUGUCCGCGUGCGCAAUUUUAUCAGCCAGUGACAAAGUAAAGCUUAAGAAGGAAACAUGCAUGUGAUGAGGCCAAAAUCUGCCAAAGGACGUACCAGACCCAAAGUGACCGACGCCUAUACUGCACACGAUGAGCUUCUACAUGAGACACGGCCAUUUUCUCCCCACCCUCCUUCUCGUCCUCCUCAUCCUCCAUCGACGCCAAACCACAGGUUCGACUCAUCUCCGUCCCCCCACACUUUCUUUAGGCACAGUAAUCCGAUUUCAGAGGUUGAGAAAGCCCUCGACAUCUCAGUGCUGUCUCUAAAUAAAUACAAAGUCCUCCCGUCUAUUGAGAAGAGAUCAGAAGAAGAGGCAUCCAGCGCAGACAUGGAGGAAAAGUCCUCGAGAUCUAGGCUCCAUGCUCGUCAUUACUUUAGGGAAAUGGAGAGGGCGUCCAGCGGGACUGUCAGGACCACGUCUCGGUGCCAGGAGGGUGAGACAGGGCUUCUGCUUGCUCUCCGGACUCCAUGCGGUCAGAGGUUGAAGUGCCAGUUCCAGUCCACGGACACGCUCCGGGAUGUCAUUGCUACAGCGGAGGACAAAUCCGGAAAACGGUACGAACACGUUCUAAUCGAGACCAUGGAGGUUCCUCGGAGGAGCUUCACCGAUCUGGACAUGACUCUCUGUCAGUGUGGCAUCGUUAAUAAAUCAGUCUUAUGCAUCAGUCCCAAAGACAGUCCUUAA